GGAGGAACUGCUCCAGCAGACUAGCCAGGGCUGAGCUCCCCCUCUGCACCUCUCACUUUACACCAAGCAGGAGCCCUGGCCCCUCAGCCACCAGGAGGGAACACUGCAAAGGAGGGCCUUGAAGGGGGAGAAAACUCUUAUAGGACAGAAUUACCUGGAAUCAAGUUCUGGAAGGAGAAUUUCAUGGUGUUUUCUGGUGUCGCAAAUUACAUUUUGCUUCCAGAGUUUUCAGGGCAGAUGAUUUAGUGUGUGGAGCAGGGAGAUGUCACCGCUGAGCAUUGCUCCGACCUGGGCCCUGGCUGGCCUUGCCCUUCUGUUUGGGUUGCCCCUCGCCUUGCAUGCCUGCCCCCAGUCCUGCAGCUGCCCCAGUCCCAAUGAAGUGCACUGCACCUUCCGUCACCUCACCUCCGUGCCACCCAGUCUCCCCCAAGACACCCAACGGAUCAACCUGGGCUACAACAAUAUCCAAGCUGUGGGGGUCUCCGAGUUCUCAGGUCUCAGCCGCCUGGAGAUGCUGAUGUUGCACGGGAACAACAUCGGGCUUGUGUCCAAAGGGGCAUUCCAGCACAUGCAGUCUCUCCAGAUCCUCAAACUCAGCUACAACAAGCUGAAGGUCGUCAGCCCUCGGACCUUCAGAGGCUUAGCCCGUCUGGUCCGCCUCCACCUGGAUCACAACGUCAUCGAGUUCAUAGAGCCUUUUUCCUUCAUCGGGUUAACGGCACUCAGGCUGCUGCAGCUGGAAGGGAACCACUUGAGGGACCUGCACCCCCACACCUUCGUGACGCUCUCCUUUCUCGGGCGCUUCUGGGGUUCUUCCAUCCGUCACCUCUACCUCUCCGACAACCGGCUGCAGUUCCUUCUGGCUGGAGCUCUGCAACCCUUGGGCGACCUGGAGGUGCUCCAUCUCCACGGCAACCCCUGGACCUGUGACUGUCAGCUGCAGUGGCUGGUGGAGUGGAACAGGAAGGCCGAUGGGGUGAUAAAGUGCAAGAAAGAGCGAGAGUCAGAGAGCUGCGCCUUGUGUUUCUCUCCUCAAUCCCUCAACGGCAGCCAAGUCUUCCAACAUUCCCCGGAAGAACUCUCCUGCGAUAAACCAGAGAUCCAGUCUCACCUGAAGCAAAGUGAGAAUGUCUGGGAGGACUCAAAGCCUGAACCCUUGUCCUCUCAAGACUUUCUGCCCCCGUUGGGCCAACUCACCUUUGUCCUGUCGGAUAACCAGGAAAACGUGGCCCACGUUGGCUGCAAAGUCAAGCUCGCAAGAGAAGGAGCACCGGUGGUCUGGGAGCACCUAGGUGAGCAGGGAGAGCUGGCAGUCAAUGUAAGCUUGCAAGCCUUGCUGGAAUGCAAGAUUGAGAAGGAUGACCUUCAAAGACUGUGGAGGCUCAUCGCCUAUUACUACGAGAGCCCUGCUAUACUACAACGGGGUCAGAUGUUACAGAAUGCAUCCCAAACUACCUUCCAGUACAGGCAGGUACCAAGUGAAGAUACCCCCUAUUUUACAGAGCUCAAGGGACACCUGCAAGCAGAGCCAGCCUGGCUGUUGCAGCCCAAUGUGAGUGUCCAGCUAAACAGAAAGAAAACCACCACUACAAAGCUGGUCCUGAAUUACACCACCCAUAUCUCACACAGCUUCAGCAGCUGGGAGGAGCACGACUCUGUCCCCACCACCUGGGUCAUGAUACGAAGAGGGCCUGAGGGGAGGGUGAAGGCUGCUCUGGAUAGGACCAGGGUAACUCUGGGAUGUGAAGUGGUGAGUUCUGGGAAAGUUAAAUUUGAGUGGAUCCUUCCAGAUUUGUCUAGAGCCAAUGCUUCUCACAACCGUCUGGUGGUAUCUAAAAAUGGCAAUUUAGUUAUAAAGCCUGUGGAUGUUUCAGACUCAGGGGUUUACUAUUGCCUUGCCCAGAGUGAGGAUGAAGUUGAUUUGGUGCCUUUCAGGUUAACUGUGAGGGAACUACUGCUCAGCCCAGAGACCCUAAAUGGCAAAGAAAUGUCUUUAUACAGUGGCGACUCUCUAACUCUUCCUUGCACUGUCUCCUUGCCUCCCCCCAACAAUAUCAGCUGGUUCCUCCCUCAAAAUAUAAUCUUAUUACCAUUGACCCGAAGCAAUAGAAGGUAUGUUUCGCAGAACGGGACCCUGAUCAUCACAAAGGCUUCCCAAGAGGACGCUGGGGAAUACAGCUGCUUGGCCAACAACCUUUAUGGGGCGGACAUGCUUUCCCAUCUCGUCGUAAUCAAAGAAAAAGUGAAUCCAGGUCCAUCCCAGCCAGGUGGGCACGGUAACAAGUCAACAGUCAGAAUGUCCUACCAGAGGUACCAGUCAAUAGAGGAGGAGGAACUGGGGUCAGGUGGAGAGGAACCGCAGAGUGGCAGGGUGGAAACCCAUGUGGUCUCUGACAAGACCACCAAGAGGCCUCCAGGUACAGUCCAAAAGGGGUCUACCAGUCAGGACCAGCAAGGAAGGAAGUCAUGGGAGGGCAAGAGGAGAACAAACCUGUCAGUAAAAGACAUUGACCCCAAACGCUGGGCUCAGUUACUGGCCAAAGCUCAUGCUAAGCCCCCUGCUGAGACAAACUCUGCCAUUCCUGAAAUAUAUGAAAACACUAUAACUCAGGAGGUGCCGAUGCCACCUGGAUACACUGAAAAAGAGUCUGCAUCUGCAGAAGAUGAAUUUGAACCCUUGCAGCCAACUCCAACAUUACUCCCAAUGCAGACUCCUGAGACAGCAACGUCUCCUCAAUACAUAGAACCAGGUCUGCCUAAAACGAUGUCAGUAACGCCCAGUCAAAACGUGUUUCCCUCAACCCAUUCAAACAGCCGAGGGCCAACACCUGGCGUACAAUGGAAGGCACAGGCUCUGAAACCAGACAACAAAAUGCAGGAAGGCCAAAAAACUAGAGUCACCGUGGAAGGAAAGCCCAUUGGGCGGACGCCUCAACAGAGACGCCGAAGACCCUUUCAGCGCCGAUAUCGUCCAAUUGCAUCUUCUCAGAAACCACUGCCACGUUCCCCUUUCCCGACACAAAGUAGCUUUACACCAAUGGUCAGGAUUCGCCCCGUUUCAAUCAACAGAAAGCAGGCAGGAGAAAUCACAGAUUUGAAAAAAAACAGCUCAAGCAGAGUUGGAAGUAUACAAACCAAUUCAGGUCCCACCGUAUCUUCUGGGUUGAGACCAAUUUCCAUCCCCAGCAGGAAAGCUAUUAUAGUUCAAACAGACCACCUCCCAACCAAAACAAAAGAAGCAAAAGCUACAUCAUCACCCACCUUCAAAAAUGAAAAGGACAAGAAUUCUGGCCCACAUGAUGCAUUUUCUGGAGCACAUCAUGGCCUGCAGUUGGCUGCCACCAAGACCCCUAAAGCUAUUGAAUCAACAGGAAAGGGCAGUAGCUUUAUUGCCUCUUCAAACUACAGACUCCAGACCACCCAAGCACCUAUGAGGGAACAACACAAGUCAGUAAAUGAUAUCUUACAUGGCAAGAAUGACAAUAAUAUCUUGCCCUCAGCCAACAAUGUAGGGAAAAUUGUUUGGUUUCCCAAAGAGACAAAGCUUCAAAUCUUUCCAUCUGAAACAUCUUCUACCAGGAUAAUUUUCCACCAAUCCACCAGGAGUGAAAAAAGAGGUACUACCCUUCAGACACCCAUUGAAAAACAGUGGAGGGCUACAGAACAGCCAAGGUUUGAAAUAACAAAAGCUUUGCCCCCUGUUAUGAUGCAACCUCCGGCACAGAAAACAAACAUCAAACCUCCAUAUAUGCCAGUGUCUUUUCCUUCACAGUCUACACUGUCCCCUCCUUUAGCAAAACCUGUGCCUACCCCCCUUCCCCCAAAACCUAAAACCACGUUUCCUGCAGGAUAUUCUCAAAAGCCAAAGCAUACAUCUUUAAUAGCAUCAAGUUCAGGGAAAUCCACUGGGGCAUCUGAGAAAGCUGUAAAUAGAGGACAGGCCUUCCAGGAAUCAAGCAGCCUUCAAAGGGAAACUCAGUCAAAAAUAAUCAAAGGGCAUGAAGGUUCUUUGAGAAGCAAAUCAGAAAGCCCCCUGAAUCCAGUUGUACAGGGGAACAAUCCCCAUUCCUCUCGUAAAUACCCCAAGGCAGGUUUCCAAGCACCUCCUACCUACCACCCUUCCAUCACCACUUUCCCCUGGGCCGCUAAUAGCAGGCCCCCAGCCUGGCCCUCAAAUCACGGCUCUCUGUGCUACCCAUCACACCCCAACAGGGCUUGGCCUUUCCACCACUUUGACACCAGAGACUCUGUGGUUACUAACCGUCCAGAAAUCACAGCUGUGACUGCCAAACCAACUGUCUUUGUCCCUGUGACAGCUUCCCUAACUGAAAUACAAAUUCUGUACCCAACCGUUCAUCCUCCAAAAAGCUCCACCGAAAGCAGAGCUGGAGAAUCUAUGCUGCGAUCCAGACUGUGGAACCGAUACAGGCAUCCCUCUGUUGACCCCUACCAUCCUGUGCAGGCAGGCAGAAGCGUUGCCAACCAGCCCAGCUUGCAUCCUCAACCGUCCCCGGCCUCUCCAAAGCACUACAGGCCAGUGACCCCAAUAUACACGUCUCUACCUUUUACCACAAGCCAGCCUUCCUCUACCCCAAGUGUUUUAUUUGGCGGACGCUGGCACUACAACCACUGGCUACCAAGGAAAUCCAGCACUGCAUUGCCAUUCCCGAGUCUAAUGGGCAAAGGAAUGAAGCCGAGAAUCUUUUCUGUGAAUACAGUCAGUGUGCCAGCACUGGCAGAGACAAAUGUGUUUCUGCCAUGCAAGGCUUCAGGAGACCCCCCACCCUCAUUGUCCUGGACCAAGGUAUCCACAGGUGCUACUAUGGAAGCCAACACAAGUCAUGGUCAGAGGUUCGAAGUUUUACAAAAUGGUACAUUUGUAAUUAAAAAUGUACAGCUGCAAGACCGAGGGCAGUACCUCUGCACGGCACAGAAUAAAUUCGGGUCAGACCGGAUGGUAAUUACUCUUGCGGUUCUGACACAGCCUCCCAGGAUUAAAACUCCAACUUUGAAGGACAUUACGGUCUAUAUAGGGCGUUCUGUUGACCUGGAGUGCAUUGCAGAGGGCAAACCCCAGGCACAAAUCUCCUGGAUUCUUUCAGACAGGACAUUUGUACGCAGUUCCGGGCCUGUUGACACUAGAGGAGCGCUCCUUCCCAAUGGCACGCUAAGGCUACAAGCAGCCAACUUUUCCAGUAAGGGUGACUACAAGUGCAUUGCCAGCAACGCAGCUGGUGCUGACACUGUGAUGUACCACCUCCAUGUAGCAGCUCUGCCUCCCUCUAUCAACGAAGAGGCCUCAGAGAACGUAGCACUGACUGUUGCCCGUAGCGUCUACAUCCACUGCACAGCCAGGGGGGAGCCCAAGCCCCUCCAGAAGUGGACCCUUCCUGGAGGGGUGCAGAUAAAGCCCUCUCAGUUCUUAGGCAGAAGACUUUUUGUUUUCCCCAACGGGACGCUCUUUGUGAUGAACGUUUCUCCAUCCGAUUCGGGAGUGUAUGAGUGUUCUGCCACAAACACAGUGGGUAGCAGCAAGCGAUUGGUGCACCUGCACAUCAAACAUGAAACCAGCAUCCCUAAGCACCCCUCACAGCAGCACAGAGUGACAGCCAUGUAUGGGACCACCGUUUACCUGCACUGCCCAGUGUCUGAGGACACACAGCAUGGAGCUCUUUGGAAACUCCCAUCCAAAAAGCUGGUGGAUUAUCGCUACAGCCCAGAGAGACAAAUCACAGCCUUCCCCAAUGGCACGCUAAGGAUCCAGUCGCUAACGGAGCGAGAUAGCGGCAAUUACAUCUGCAUGUCCAGGAGCCUCAAUGAUGAGGACAUGGCCCUCUUCCAGCUGGAGGUGUUGAUGAAACCGCCCAAAAUCAAGCACACAGGAGGAGCUCAGAAGAGUGUGUCUUACGGGGGAAACUUUCAAGUGGACUGCGUGGCUUCGGGGCUUCCAGACCCAGAGGUGACCUGGAGCCUCCCGGACGGGACCAUGAUCAACAAUGCACUCCAGUCAGACGACAGCGGGGUGCGUUCCCGUCGCUACGUCAUUGGAAAUGGGACUCUCUUCCUGAAGCAGAUGGGUAUGAGAGAUGAGGGAGACUACACCUGCUACGCAGAGAACAAGCUGGGGAAGGACGAGAUGAGAGUCAGCGUCAGGCUGGUCCCAGACUCUCCCAGCAUCUUAUUCAAGGAACAAACAGUGCUGUGGGGCAGAAUCGGGGAGCCUGCUUACAUGAAAUGCGAGGCCACUGGGGAGCCGGCCCCGACAAUCAUAUGGUUGUCCCCAAGAAAUGACAUAAUCACAGUCUCCAACACCAGAUACCAGGUACUUGGAGAUGGCACUUUGGUUAUCAGGCAGUUGGGUGUUGCAGACCGCGGGACGUACGCUUGUGUCGCACGAAACACAGAGGGAGACGACAUAAAGAAUGUGAAGCUGGAGGUUGAAGGCAAACAACCUCAGAUCAACAGACAAGCAGGAAACAGUACCAUAAAGGCAACAGCAGUUUCCUAUCAGACAAAGAUGUUGGCCUGCAAUGCGGAGGGUUUGCCUGAGCCACAGGUCAGCUGGACAACAUCAUACGGCAUCACUCUGCCAACACCCUACUUGGGUGGCAGAUUUCAGGUUCACAGGAAUGGUAGUUUAGAACUGAGGGGCCUCAGAAGAUCUGAUGCAGGUCAGUUUCUAUGUAUGGCACGCAACGAGUUGGGAGAAGCAAGGCUGGAAGUUGAACUAGAAGUGAUAGCUACAGCAGAAAGGCCCAGCUUCAAAUUGCUUCAAAACGAAGCAGUUAUCCUCAAACCAGGAGGUAAGGCCAUCAACCUAGAUUGUACUACACAUGGUAAACCUGCUCCACAGAUCACAUGGGUGCUGCCCAAUGGCACCCUGCUGGCACCAGGCACCAGGCUCUUGAGGUUCCUUCAUGUCAAGGGCAAUGGGACACUACAAAUACUGAGCUCUGUCUCAACCGAUGCAGGGGUGUAUCGAUGCAUGGCAAGAAAUACUGCUGGACAGGCAGAAAAACGUUUUAUCUUGGAGCCAGGGAGGAAACCGAAGCUGCAAUGGACACCGGGGCAGGUGAGGGUUUCAUACGGGGAAAACCUGAACCUUCACUGCUCUGUUGAGGGCUGGCCUCAGCCCACUAUCUACUGGACUUUAGCCAACGGCCUGGUAAUGGACAAGCCACAGGUUAUCGGACGGGCAUCCUAUUUAAUCAACGGCACUCUCCAGCUUCGUGAGACUCUCAUCUCGGAUAGAGGGACCUACUCUUGCAAAGCCACUAAUGAGUUUGGCACUGCAUCGGUGUCAAUCCCGGUUACAGUAACAGUGUAUCCUCCCCGUAUCACCAAUGCUCCUCCAUCCAUCACAAGGGUUAACAGGGGCUCUCCUGUGCAGCUGAGUUGCAUUGCUUUCGGCAUACCGAAGCCAGAUAUAUCUUGGACUCUUCCAGGCCGCACCACGCUUGUGCCUAGCAAUCGCUUUGCCACUCAGGGUGGCAUUCACAUGACACCAGAGGGGAAUCUUGUCAUCCAGAACCCAGUGCUAUUGAACUCAGGGAUUUACAAAUGUAACGUAAAGAAUGCUCUUGGCAUGGACUUCAAAGCCACAUAUUUGCAGGUGUUAUGAAAAGAGACAAAGUAUUGAAAAAUACCAGACUACUGGAAUACAGCUCCGAACUCAGCAAAUCACCCUCAAACCUAUGAAAUACAGUGUGUUAAAACUCAGCAAACUUUUGUUAAAUACCUGUGAUUUGUACUAUGCUAAGAUCAAAGAACUGCAUAGAAAAGCAAACUAAAGGGACUACCAAACUUAACACUACAGGUAUCCACCAACUCAGCCUAGUUUGCAUUCACUUUCAAUUGAUGGACUUAAGAGGGAUGUUUUGAACUCGAAAAAGUCUGAUGCCUCACAGAUCACCACCCAAGACCCAUUUUAAAAUAAUAAAUGCAAUGCCGUUUUUUUUUUUAAAUUUAUGAAAAUGUUCAGGAGUAAAAAGUUUGAUAGUGUUUGCAAAUAUUAAAAUAUGUAUGUUGACACUUCUUUUAUGAACACUCAGUACUGCUAGUUUUGUUUUUGCAACGUGGAAUAUUUUUUAAAGAAAUAAAGAUUUUUAUAUCUCCCCA
Molecule: messenger RNA, 8118 nt
Organism: Polyodon spathula (Mississippi paddlefish)
Lineage: Eukaryota; Metazoa; Chordata; Actinopteri; Acipenseriformes; Polyodontidae
Product: matrix-remodeling-associated protein 5
Exons: 7
Coding region: 263-7621 (2452 amino acids)
Cellular component (GO): extracellular region
Molecular function (GO): protein binding
Source: RefSeq, a predicted model, not a curated record